CGCCGGGCGCGCCCCUCCCUGGGCCGGGCUCCGGCUCGGGCUCCGCCUGCGGCCAGCGCUCCUCGGCCGCGCACAAGCGCUACCGCCGCCUGCAGAACUGGGUCUACAACGUGCUGGAGCGGCCUCGCGGUUGGGCCUUCAUCUACCACGCCUUCAUAUUUUUGCUGGUCUUCAGCUGCCUGGUGCUGUCCGUGCUGUCCACCAUCCAGGAGCACCAGGAACUUGCCAAUGAGUGUCUCCUCAUCUUGGAGUUUGUGAUGAUCGUGGUGUUUGGUCUUGAGUACAUCAUCCGUGUCUGGUCCGCUGGAUGCUGCUGCCGUUACCGAGGAUGGCAGGGCCGCUUCCGCUUUGCCAGAAAACCCUUCUGUAUCAUCGACUUUAUCGUGUUCGUGGCCUCGGUGGCCGUCAUCGCCGCGGGCACCCAGGGCAACAUCUUUGCCACGUCUGCGUUGCGCAGCAUGCGCUUCCUGCAGAUCCUGCGCAUGGUGCGCAUGGACCGCCGUGGCGGCACCUGGAAGCUGCUUGGCUCGGUGGUCUACGCGCACAGCAAGGAGCUGAUCACCGCCUGGUACAUCGGGUUCCUGGUGCUCAUAUUUGCCUCUUUCCUGGUCUAUCUGGCCGAGAAGGACGCCAACUCCGACUUCUCCUCUUACGCUGACUCCCUCUGGUGGGGCACGAUUACUCUGACGACCAUUGGCUAUGGUGACAAGACGCCGCACACGUGGCUGGGUAGGGUCCUGGCUGCCGGCUUUGCCUUACUGGGCAUCUCCUUCUUCGCCCUGCCUGCGGGCAUCCUAGGCUCCGGAUUUGCCUUGAAGGUCCAGGAGCAGCACCGGCAGAAGCAUUUUGAGAAGCGGAGGAUGCCAGCUGCCAACCUCAUCCAGGCUGCAUGGCGUCUGUACUCCACCGAUAGGAGCCGGGCCUACCUGACAGCUACCUGGUACUAUUAUGACAGUAUCCUCCCAUCCUUCAGAGAGCUGGCCCUCUUGUUUGAGCACAUGCAACGGGCCCGCAAUGGGGGCCUACGGCCCCUAGAGGUGCGGCGGGCGCCGGUACCCGAUGGAGCACCCUCCCGCUACCCGCCCGUUGCCACCUGCCACCGGCCGGGCAGCGCCUCCUUCUGCCCUGGGGAAAGCAGCCGGAUGGGCAUCAAAGACCGCAUCCGCAUGAGCAGCUCCCAGCGGCGGACGGGCCCCUCCAAGCAGCACCUGGCACCUCCACCAAUGCCCACCUCCCCGAGCAAUGAGCAGGUGGGCGAGGCCACCAGCCCUACCAAGGUGCAGAAGAGCUGGAGCUUCAAUGACCGCACCCGCUUCCGGGCCUCACUGAGACUCAAACCCCGUGCCUCUGCUGAGGAGGGCCCCUCAGAGGAUGUGGCAGAGGAGAAGAGCUACCCGUGUGAGCUCACAGUGGACGACAUCAUGCCUGCCGUGAAGACGGUCAUCCGCUCUGUCAGGAUCCUGAAGUUCCUGGUAGCCAAAAGGAAAUUCAAGGAGACGCUGCGGCCGUACGACGUGAAGGACGUCAUCGAGCAGUACUCGGCAGGGCACCUGGACAUGCUGGGCCGGAUCAAGAGCCUGCAGGCUCGGGUGGACCAGAUUGUGGGUCGGGGGUCCGGGGACCGGAAGAAGGGCGACAAGGGGCCCUCCGACACAGAGGCAGUGGAUGAAAUCAGCAUGAUGGGACGCGUGGUCAAGGUGGAGAAGCAGGUGGAGUCCAUCGAGCACAAGCUGGACCUGCUGUUGGGCUUUUAUUCGCGCUGCCUGCGCUCUGGCACCUCCACCAGCCUGGGCACAGUGCAAGUGCCGCUCUUCGACCCCGAUAUCACCUCCGACUACCACAGCCCUGUGGACCAUGAGGACAUCUCCGUCUCUGCGCAGACUCUCAGCAUCUCCCGCUCGGUCAGCACCAACAUGGACUGAGGGGCUUCUCAGGGGCGGGACAGCACACGGCCAGCCCCUCGGCCUCGCGCUCGGACCGCCUUCUGAGGCCUCAGGACUCCUCUAACGUGGAUUCGCCUCCGUCGCGGGGAGAGAGGCCACACACGGUAUUGAGCUGCCUGGGUGGGCGAGAUAUCCUCAGUGGGUGCCAGCGAGCCGCCCCCACCUCAGGAGCGCGAGAUGCCAGGCCACACAGAGGGCAGCAGCAGCGGCUGCCCCGCGGCCGCCCCGCGGCCUCUGGGCCCCCCAGUGCCCUGCCCGCUCCAUCAAGGCAUGAUCUGGCCUGCCUGGCAGGGGCAGUGCCCCAGGAGUGGGAACAGGGCGCUGGGGCCCUGGGCCCAGACCCAGCUUCCAGCUAUGCAAGGUGGGGUCUCUAACCCGCCCUUCGGACAGAGCAGGGAAGCCCUCCCGCCAAGGCCCCGCCCCACUUGGGGGUGGGCCCAAGGUGCCCCCACAGGUACCCACAAAGCACAGGACCCUGCCACAUGGCAGGUGGGCACCACAUAUGCAAACUAUGUUAAAUAUGCAACUUCAGGGGCCCCCGUGGGGUCCCUCUGCCCCUCCCUUGUUGGGAGAUGGGCCCCCAGCAGUAGCUGGUCUCAGGCUGCUUGGCCAUGACCCCCAUCUCCAUUCUUUGGCUUAUCAUCCAUCCCUACCCAGCAUGGGGCCUGUUUCUCCUCUGCCCUCACCCAAAGGCAGUGCCUGGGUCUCUCUUGCCCUUUGCAGGUGUCACCUCCCAGGGGCUCCCUCUUCCUGCUGAAUGUCCAGUCCCCUUUGGCUCUCUAGACACUUUUGACAGUCAGCACAAGUUUCUGUAUUCUCUUCAAACCUCUCACAGAAGAUGCUCCCACUGUCACACAAACAUGUCGCGUUAGUUUUCCCAGAUGCACAGAAAGUCUGUCGAACUCACAGUAACACACACAGUCGCACACGUUUGGAGACCUGAGCACACAGCCACACAGCCUUUCCUGGCCCUCUGCAGAUGAUGCCAGGGGACUGGCCCUGCCAGCAGGGGAAGCUCCCCACUCCAUCUGGGAAGGAAGGGAGAUCUGAAGGGACCCCAGGUUUCUGCAGGCCUCACCCCAGAGUGUAACCAGCUCCUCUUCCCCAAGAUUACUCCUCACAGGUCCAGGAGCCCUAACUGCUGCCUCUGUCUGCCCCCAAGGGUCCUCCUUGGCAUUCCCACAGCACAACUCAGGCCUAGGCAUCUGCUGAGAGACCCCAGGCCCUUCCUUCCCCAAGGUGGCCCACUUUGAUCCAGGUGCCACCCCUUCCUAGUCACUGUAACUCCCAGAGAGAAUAAUAAUGCAAAUAGCAGCUACUAUUUGUCAGGCACCAACUGUGCACUUGGCACUCACAUGCACUGUCUCGCCUCCUUCCAUAACCCACGUCUUCACUUCAGUUGGCAGCCCCCAUAUUGGCAUAAGCCCUCAUCCACUCCAGGCCCCUAGCACCUCUGUUAUCCCUACCCUUUGCCCCUCUUCUGCAAAGCCAAUGUAGGUGGCAGGAGGGUAACGGGUAGUGGACUGACGGCAACCCUUUGUGGGGUGCCAGGGAACAAGGGGCUUAGGCCAAGCUGCCUGCAUCUCAUGACUGGGGACCUGCAUGCACCAGCACCAGGGCUGGGGUUAGAUCUUGCUCAGCCUCAUGGUGCCCAGCCUCUGCCCCAACAUGCCCUCUGCAUGUGACCAUCAUGCUCUGGAUGGAGCCUGUCCUGGCUCACCUCACUCGCACUGCACUGUCCCCAGAGAGCCACACAUCUGCUCCCUCAGAAACAGAGCUGUGGAGAGGGGCAGGAGAAUGGGAAUACCCUACGACCAAAGGAAGCUUGGGAAGAAGCCCUCCCUCCUUCCGCAAUCGAGGUUCCCCCACCAAUGCGGUUCUCGGAUAUGCAAGUACCUCACUUUGUUAACUUAUUAACUUAUUGGUUUCAUUAAAGUUUUCAGUAGGA
Molecule: messenger RNA, 3891 nt
Organism: Trichechus manatus latirostris (Florida manatee)
Lineage: Eukaryota; Metazoa; Chordata; Mammalia; Sirenia; Trichechidae
Gene: KCNQ4
Product: potassium voltage-gated channel subfamily Q member 4
Exons: 14
Coding region: 258-1922 (554 amino acids)
Biological process (GO): potassium ion transmembrane transport
Cellular component (GO): voltage-gated potassium channel complex; membrane
Molecular function (GO): voltage-gated potassium channel activity
Source: RefSeq, a predicted model, not a curated record